AUGACAGCACUAGAGCAAGGCUUUACAAAGCUCAAAUUGCACCACACGACCGAAGAUGCCGAAGAUCAUGAGGAGGCUGCCGAGGAAAAUACCGGACAACCCGUGGUCGUAGAAGACCUACCUUCUGUUCCAUCAGUUGAGAUCAGCGUGGAGGAUGCAAAUCUGGAAGAAAACUUCUUCCUAGACAUCAAAACUUUCUUGAAAGAGAUGCAGUCUAUUCGGAAAUAUGUCUUGGCGCGCUGGUCUGGCAAGUCUGAUCUUAUGACUAAAGCCUUCGUUACCAACAUAGCGAUCGACAUCGUGCGACAGAAGGAACGCGAGUUCGACGAAAGUCUUUCCCGUCCGCCUCAAUACCCAGCGGAUAAAUUUCCUGUAUGGUGUCUGCCUGCUUUACUCCUUUAUCAAGAGGUCGACUCGGAGGCACUCGAUACAAAGCAGCCACUCGAAGGAUUUGUCCGGCCUUCUCGCAUGGCGGUCCCUUCUACUGUUAUGGGCCCACAUUCCUCUCUUUGCUUCUACCCUGUGUACAACGGUCUCAAAAUGCUCCUCUACGACGUUCAACGUGCUCCAAAGCGACCAACAGCAGCUGUUUUGGUUCACAAUCUCAGAGAGAAGUACAAAGAUCUGUGCAUGCAUCCACAUAUGAUUAAUGCGUUGGAUAUAGCUUCAACGCUUUACGUCCUGGAGGACACGUCGACAGUCUUACGUCGCUUCGCGGAAGAUGGAUUGACACAGGGUAUUCGACACAUGUUCAAAGGAGGAGGAAUUCCCUUUUGGGUUACCUUUGCUAUGCAGAUCCAAAACGAUAUCAACGAUUUUCCCCAGCCUCCCAUGGUAGACCCGCUCAACGAGUUGCGACGAGAAUUAACGAAGACCUCCAUCAUCAUCCAGGAGAUCAGGACGCAUCCUAGCACGCUUGUCGAUCUCCUUAGGGACGAACACUUCGAUUACUUUGAAAAGAUCGUGAAGCAGCUCAAAGUGCUGUUCUUCCAUGACGGAGUUGGCGAACUACUGCUUAAAGCCCUGACAAGUUUGCCGGAACAAGAUUUAUCUCGCCCGCUCGUUGUUUACGUCACGAGUAGAGACCUGUUCUGGCAAGACCAACACCUGAGAUGUGGCGUUAUCAUACACGUGCUAAGGUCACUCGUGCGCCGAUUCGCCAUUGGUCAUGACGCCGAGUAUAGCCAUGUACUCAGUGUUGCUCAUCUGUAUAACAUAUGUCACAAUCUGUUUCCUGAUGCCCCGCACUUCCCUGAUCUGGAGUUCUUCAUUCAGCGACAGGAUACGGAACGGUUCUUCUACGGAAAAGCACCGCAGAAUAUUACAGAGGCUCAAAGACAGCUCAAGCUUACUCUGUACGGUUGCACUGAGGCGAUCAAGGGCAAGUCAGACCGUACGAUCGGCAAAAUUGGCGGACGCCUGAUGCUAAGCAGUUGUAUCCGUAUUCCCUCCCACAUUGACUCUUUGCUAGAGAAUCGGUUUCAUACCCAUGAUAGUCCGAUAAGCGUCGAGGAAGCUGAUGAAUCGACUCGCCGUCUAUUGAAUAGUUUUGGCGAUAAGAGGCAGGAAAACGAGCGGAUACGGCUUUUCAACUGGCCAGUCGAUGCAGUCGGCCCUGAAGGCAACACAUACCACAGGCUAUAUUUCCACAAAUUUGACAAUACGUGGGAUCCUGUCGCAGUACUACGGUCGGUGAUGCUAUGGUUCGAGGCGGAUGCUGUCAAUCUCAACUUCUGCACGCCAAAGCUGGUCCUUCUCUGCAGCGACAUCCUCUCGGAAAUUCUCGACAUGUUCCGGAACGACCCCGCCUUCAAGAAAGCGUUUUGGAACGACAUGGUUGACCCAGCCUCCCUAGCACCAUCGGUAGCGCUCCGGAUUCUGACCCUUACCGCCGACGAAGCUGGAACACGUAAAAAACGGCCAGAUGACCCACCGAUGAGGAUGGAUCAGCUACGCGAAGUCUACAACAUUAUGCAAAAACACUACUUGCGCCCCGUUAGGACCAUACCAGGCGAGAAGACGUGGGCGGGCGAUGUCUGUAUCGCGAAUCUAGUCAACACAGAAAAAGAGGCCAAUAUCGGCGAAUAUUGGGGUCCAGUGAACUUUUUCCACGGCAAAGACAUUUUCACACAUCCUGAACGUGACAGGAUUGAUCCGGAUAGACAUCGUCCCGAGGGGCCCGCUGCCGCUUCGAACCUGUACAAGAAUUGGGACUUUGGUGGAAACAAAGAUGAAAGUAGGAUGUUCAACGCUAUCUCCAGGUUUCGUGGCAGAGGGCCGGGAUGGAGCAGAACUAUCGUGAGCAGAGCUAUGGAGGGGGCUGCUGAUCGCCUUGUAUAA
Alternaria metachromatica is the source of this 2340-nucleotide messenger RNA. RefSeq lists its product as uncharacterized. Lineage: Eukaryota; Fungi; Ascomycota; Dothideomycetes; Pleosporales; Pleosporaceae. The transcript has a single exon. The record is from RefSeq and is a predicted model, not a curated record. Bases 1 to 2340 code for a protein of 779 amino acids.